Molecule: messenger RNA, 2751 nt
Organism: Thelazia callipaeda (thelaziosis nematode)
Lineage: Eukaryota; Metazoa; Nematoda; Chromadorea; Rhabditida; Thelaziidae
Source: the annotation of a GenBank genome assembly
AUGCAACAAGAAAGUCAAGUUGAAAGUUUUUUCGAUGAAAUAAUUCAUGGUACUCAGCAAGGUGGGAAUGGCUUGAUACUUGGCGUACGGCCUGAUUUGGCAACGCAUAUGUUGGUACCACAAGAACUUUUGCAGCAAAACCACAUUGGUACCCGCAUACUGCAGCAUGUAUUACCAUCACCACAGCCUGAGUUUGUUGGUAGUACUGGUGGAUAUCCAGCGCAAUCAACACCUUCUGCUCUACCCCAGGUUUCUCCACCAGCUGUAAAUUUGCGAUCGGUUAAUACUGGAUAUCUAAUUCAAAAUAGUGGUUAUCAAAUGGAACCAUAUAGCAGCAGUAAUGUGAGUAGUAGUGCUUCGGGAAAUGAUGCUGAAAACUCGAAUUCACAUAAUGAUGGAUCAAUCAGCCGCAAACGUGUUCGAUCAGAACAACCCCCGCCACCUUCUCAACAACAAUCUCUACAAUCCCAACAACAGCAUAAUACCACAACACCAAGUAUUAAGAGUGAACCACAAAAGAUAUUUUCGUUACCAAGUCAGUUAACAGUGGUACCAUCACCAAUAGCAACGGUAGAUGAUUUUGAGGAUACUUUCCAUCAACAAGCUAUCAAAUUCACCGCUUUUAAUGAGGAACAUUGGGCCACUUUAUAUGAUAUCAAUCAACGACCGCUACAUCAACUGGAAAUGCAUGUUGUGGCUGAUAAGGGAUUCAACUAUAGUACAAUGGAUAAUUGUUUUGUAAAUCAAAAGAAAAAUCAUUUUCAGAUUUCGGUUCAUAUAGAAGCCAUCGAUAAUCAUCCACCCAAUUUUGUCAAAUUAGGCAAUGAACUGAAAAUGGUAAAAGAAUUUAAAUUAGCAUUUUGUGGAGUUAAAAGCGAAAUGCCAACUUCUGAAAUUCAAAUCAAGCAAUCAACAACAGAUCGACGGCCGGUGCCACAUGAUCCUGUUUCCUUGGAAAUUCAUGAGCGGCGUAUGACAAAAGUAACGGUUCCAAGAUUACACUUCUCUGAAACAACGAUGAACAAUCAACGUAAGAAUGGUCGUCCGAAUCCUGAUCAGAAAUACUUCCUUCUCGUUGUACGCUUAAUUGCGUGUACUUCUGAUGGUCAUGAUGCCAUUGUACAAGCAUAUCAAUCAGAGAAAGUAAUCGUACGAGCAUCAAAUCCAGGUCAGUUCGAGCCACCUGAUUCUGAUGCAACUUGGCAGAAGAAUGGUUCAACGUUGUACUACAACAAUGGUUCAGUAGCAAUCGGUACUGAUCGAGCGGUAGCACCGUUAACUGUUGGUGGUGAUAUUUAUUGUUCUGGUGUUGUACACCGUCCAUCAGAUCGACGAAUCAAAGAACAAAUACAUGAGGUGGACACUAAAAGUGCUCUAUCACAUCUUGCUCAAAUUCGUGUUGUUGGCUAUUCAUAUAAGCCCGAAGUGGCGUUGAAAUGGGGUUUAUCCGAGGAAAAUCGUCAUCGAGUCGGUGUUAUUGCCCAAGAAUUAGCUGAAAUUUUACCAGAUGCUGUAACUGAUAAUGGUGACUUCUUACAAGUUGACGAUUCACGGAUAUUCUAUGAGACAGUCGCAGCGGCAACCGAACUUUGUCGUUUGACUGGAAAUUUAGAGCAUAAAAUUGAAGCUGUUGAAAAGUUAUCACAUAAAUUAGCUAAAUUACAUCGAAGAAAAAAUAAAGACAUUGGAAGUUUGGCAAGUGGUCUUAGUGAUAUUGGGGGAUAUUCAGAUCAAACGAGCUAUAUGUCAUCGCAUAUGUCACUUGCUUCAACUGCUCCAUCUUGUGUUUCACGUGAUAAAUGUCAUCAUAGAAGUGAAAAAGAUAGAAAUAGAAAUCGCGAAAAGCAUUGGCAUUGCCGAAAUCCUUCUUGUCAUCGUUCAGAACCUCCUUUUUUAAUAGCAAUGUCAACACUGUAUGUAUUGGACUGGCAUAACCGAACAUUUGGUUAUCAUAAAAGAGGUUAUAAUUCUAAUGGCAUAACAACAAUUGAUCCAUCAGUUAUGGAUCAGAAUGGCAAAAUCGGUCAUAUUGUUCAGCUGAAAGAUAGUGAUAUUUGGAAGCCACCAAUCCAACUAAAUGUUCCUUUACUGAGCACACCUUGUAAUCACAUGCACUGCCACAGCUACUGUUGCAUGGAACGUAAUAUUCACAGCACGUCUACCGCUGAUAUUAUUAUUAAGGAUGAUGAGCUGAUGGAUUUGGCUGAAAUUGAGCGACAACAAUCUCUAUUAUUCGCUAGGAAUGAACGAGAAAUCAAGUCUCGACUCCGUGAUCAGCACUUAGUUUUGCCUCCAUUACCAUCAAAUGUUAAUAUUGAAAUACUGGACUUUAAUAUUACAAUUGAUGGUCGAUAUUGCAUCGGUAAUAGUUGUAAACCUCAGCGGGGCCUGUAUAAUUUCUAUAUACCAAUCUCACCUAUGAUGCCAACUGUUCCAUUAGAGAUCAAAUUUGAUGUUGAAAGUAUUGAUAGUCACGUUGACAGUUGUGGUAGUUUGCGUGAUUUCGAUCAAAAGCCAUGCAGUGACGAGCACGUAGUGAAAGUGGAAAUUGAAAAACAACCAAAUGUUCAGAAAAUAGUUGAAGGAAUAUACGAGUUACCGAUUGGAAAUUACAUGCACAGUGCAUAUCGUUUCCGAGUUGGAUACAGUACGGAAUCUUGCAGUAUGAAUGAAUCUCAACGCGGCCGUAGUUUUGAUGAGUACAAUCUGAUAUUUUAUCGUCAGUGUCAUUCAGUUCCUUCAGUUUCCUAG